AUGGUUCAGUACCAGUUUAUUGCCCUCGCCGUCACCGCCAUCACCGCCGCCACGGACAAGAUCUCGGUCCAAGUGCAUCGCAACUUGGAAAUCGCCGAGCAGUCGAAUAUCGUGGUGAAAUUUCACUGUGACGAGGCCCUCACCACCCACCGCCGCCGACUCAAGAGCGGCGCGUCUCGCACCGAAACCAUCGAGUCGCUAGUUAAUUCGUUGAAGGAGCACACCACCAAGUCUCAGGCGUCGGUCAAGUCGCUCCUUUCCAACCAAGUUGAAUCGAAGGCUGUGGAAGUGGCCACGACAUGGAUCCAAUGUUCCAUGUACAUCAACAACGCCCCCACCGAUCUCGUCUACAAGUUCGCGACGUUGCCGGAAGUCGAAUCCAUUUACGAGCCAGUUACAAUGACACUCGGUGAAACCCAAAGCGAUGACAAACCAGCCAGUGCUGUGAAUGAUGACAUCGCAUGGGGGAUCAAGAAGAUCCAAGCGCCGGCGCUGUGGGCCAAAGGCAUCGAGGGCGACGGAAUUGUCGUGGCCAACAUCGACACUGGUGUUCGCUAUACCCAUGAGUCGUUGGAGUCGAACUGGCGAAGAGAAUACGGUUGGUUCGACCCGUACAACAAGACGAAUAAGCUACCCGACGACGAGUGGGGCCACGGAACUCCCGUCAUGGGCAUUAUGGGGGGAACAAAAGGUAUUGGAGUCGCCCCCAAAGCCAAGUGGAUUGCGUGCAAAGGGUGCAACUACGAGUGCAAUGAACUCCAGGUGGUGGAAUGCGCUCAAUUCCUGCUUUGUCCCCACAACAACGACGGCAACAAAUGUGACCCCAGCAAAGCCCCUCAUGUGAUCAACGGCAGCUUUGGAAAAUACGCCCGGGACUUGAGGUGGGAAGAUAUGAUUAUAAAGUGGAGAGAAGCGGGAAUCAUUCCCGUGUUUGCAAACGGCAACAAUGGCGUUAAAGGCUGUGCGAGCUCAGAGCAUCCUGGCAUGUCCCCUCAAGUGAUUGGUGUCGGCUUCACUGACUCCAACGAUGCUUUAAGUCCUCAAACCCGACAUUUCGGCUCCUGGUUCCGACAUCCGACCGCAGGACACUUUAGUGACGAUGGUUAUUCGUUGGGCUCUGGCUCGAGCUUGGCCGCGCCUCAUGUGUCUGGAGCCAUCGCCUUGUACUUGUCUGCCCACAAAGGCGCCUCGUACGACCAAGUGUACAGGGCCCUGACCGAGCAUGUGGACACGGACACGUUAACUCCACCCAACAAGACCUGCGGUGACAUUCCCAACACGCAGUAUCCCAACAACCUCUUUGGUCACGGCCGCUUGAACAUCUUCAAGGCCGUGGCUGCUAGCAUCCCCGACCUGACUCUUCCCUCGCAAUCCAAGUCCACCCAAGCCCUGAAUCCGACCAAUGACCUAAGCACCUGUGGCACCUUGGAAGACAACACGCACUAUGUUGGCGGCGACUUGGCUUCGGUCAAUCUGGCGACUGUUGAAUCCUGCUGA
Messenger RNA from Aphanomyces astaci, 1497 nucleotides. RefSeq lists its product as hypothetical. Bases 1 to 1497 code for a protein of 498 amino acids. The transcript is spliced from 2 exons. Gene Ontology annotation, biological process: proteolysis. NCBI's taxonomy places the organism in Eukaryota, Oomycota, Saprolegniomycetes, Saprolegniales, Verrucalvaceae. The record is from RefSeq and is a predicted model, not a curated record. Gene Ontology annotation, molecular function: serine-type endopeptidase activity.